AUGUCGUUAAAAGGGGACCAAGUAGCUUUGAGCUUCCAUGAAUCCUGUCUGCGAUUAUCCGACGUGGAUUUGCUGAAAGGUCCCUAUUGGUUGAAUGACCAGAUUAUUUCGUUCUACUUCGAGUACCUGGAGAAGCUAAUCUACAAAGAUGAAGAGGACGUGUUGUUUGUCAGUCCGGAAGUAACGCAGUGCAUCCGAAUGGUAUCCGAAGCGGAAAUCGGGAUUUUCCUAGAACCGCUGAAAGCGAAACAACGAUCGUUCAUUUUCUUUGCCUUGAAUGAUAACCAAAUUGCAGAUCGAGCGGGAGGUUCCCACUGGAGUUUGCUAGUUUUUUCGCGUCCGGAGAAGUGCUUCUAUCAUUUUGAUUCAUCACACAGUAGUAAUACUGAUAUCUGCCGUCAAUUUGUUGCCGUACUGAAACGAGCACUCAACUGUUCGGAAGCCCAACUACGCAAGGGCGAUUGCCUACAGCAAAGCAACGGAUACGAUUGCGGUGUGCAUGUGCUGUGUACGGUGGACAAAGUUACCCAGCAGAUCCGGAAAACCGGAAAGAUCGAAGGAGUGAAGAGUGCCCGGUAUGAUGUCAUCUGCGGCAAACGAGAGGAAAUACUGCACAUUAUAAUUGAUCUCGGUGGAAGGAUUAACUAG
Molecule: messenger RNA, 648 nt
Organism: Malaya genurostris
Lineage: Eukaryota; Metazoa; Arthropoda; Insecta; Diptera; Culicidae
Gene: Den1
Product: sentrin-specific protease 8
Exons: 1
Coding region: 1-648 (215 amino acids)
Biological process (GO): proteolysis
Molecular function (GO): cysteine-type peptidase activity; deNEDDylase activity
Source: RefSeq, a predicted model, not a curated record